UUUAUCCCUGAGAAACGUGUACAUGAAAAAGAAUCACAUAUCACAUUCUAAUUUCAUAGUUAACAAAACCCAUAUUGGAUUAGGACUAUAUGUUGUUUUUGCCAUAGGAGCAUUGGUUCUUGUGAACAUCGAAAUAGCACCCCCAGGAUCCCCAAAAUUGUACUUUCUUCUCUUAGGAUCUUCUUUAUUUCAUGCUAUUUAUAGCUACAUAUCUACGAUAGUUGUACUUCACCAUUUUUCCGUUGUUGGUCAUGCAUUUGGAAACAUUUUGAAAAGACUUGCUGUUCUUGGUUUAUUAUACGUAACAGGCUCAAAAACAUCGUCCAUCGUAAAUUUCAUUGGACUUUUCAUAUGUGCAACAGGGCUGACAAUUUAUGCGUUUUCUAAAGUACAAGAAUUGAAUCAGAAUCAAAUCAACAAAAAGUUUCAAACUGUGAUGAGCUUCAAAAGACAUUUAUUCUUUACCUUGGUUACUAUCAUUGCAUUUUUUCUGGCAGUAAAUCAGUUUUUCGAGGGAAAUACGAUGACGUUAGAGUUAUUGAAAUGUAGAACGAACUAUGUUGAUGUAAAUAAUGAUAACUUUAAAUCGUUGUGGAAUAACUUAUCUCUGUCAAAGCAAGCGACAUUCAACAUCAAAGACUUCCUAACAUUAGAUCUAGCACACAAUCCAGAAGAAACUAAUAAACUUUCUAUAUUGCUUACAAAACGGUCAGAUGUAAUUGACGAAGCUCAGAGAAUUCACAUGAAUAUUUUCAAGUCCCUGUUGGGCGGGUAUAAAUAUGCAAUGCUAUUCGAUUAUUCUCACUCGGAAAACAAAGGUGACUCGGCGAUUACUGUUGGAGAAACAUUGCUUUUGAGGAAACUCAAAAUCGAAAUUGUGUUUGUAUGUAAAAUUCAUUGCAUAGAUUAUCAACUAGACAGAGCCCAUAACAUCAGUAAAAAAUAUACAAGUAAAGAUCUUGUCAUUCUUUUUCAUGGUGGCGGAAAUAUCAUUGGUUGGCCUUUGUCAGACGUUUCUCGUGGUAAACAAAUAAAACGAUUCAUGCAGUUCAACAUUGUCAUGUUUCCACAAAGUAUUUUGAUAAUGGGACCAGAUUCUCACAUAAAGUUCUGCCAAAAAUUAUAUGAAUCUCAUCAGAGGCUUACGUUUCUAUGGCGAGAUAAGGUAUCCUUCGAUCUUGGCAAGAAGCUCUUCCCUAAGGUACGUUCGUUAUUAUCACCAGAUAUUGCCUACCAGAUUGGUUUCGUUCCUCGCUUCAUGUAUCCAACGUUCGAUAUACUUUGGAUAAAACGCGCCGAUAAAGAGUCUCCACACUACAAUACACCGGCAGCUCCGGAAGGUUAUCGUAUGCAUGUUUCUGAUUGGUUGAUGUGGAAAACCCCGCGUGGGGACUCGCCAAUGGAAGACUCGUUUCUUAUGACAACCAAUGGAUUGGUGUUUUUACAGAGAGGUCGAGUAGUUAUCACUGAUCGUCUUCACGGUCAUAUUUUAUCAACACUUCUCAAUAUCCCCCACGUAUAUAUUGAUAACAAACAACGUAAAAUAUCUAACUAUCACACCACAUGGACGGCUGGUUUAGAUAAUGUAGUUUUAGCAAAUUCUAGUAUUGACGCAGUUGAAAAAGCAAAGGAAUUGCUGCUUAAACUUGAUAAAGAAUUACCUUUAGUUAAAGGAUAUUUCAUAUAGUUAGUAAGAAAAGACAUUGCAUGAAAGGAAAACAAGCUAACGAUAUGAAAUUAACACUAUAAUUUAAAUGUGUUAUACUUAAAUGACACUCACGAAAGGAACUAUGGCAGUUUAAGAAUCUUUUUGCGCAAAUA
Messenger RNA from Ruditapes philippinarum (Manila clam), 1821 nucleotides. RefSeq lists its product as uncharacterized. Bases 23 to 1687 code for a protein of 554 amino acids. NCBI's taxonomy places the organism in Eukaryota, Metazoa, Mollusca, Bivalvia, Venerida, Veneridae. The transcript has 2 exons. The record is from RefSeq and is a predicted model, not a curated record.